AUGCUUUUCACAGCCGGGUCAGAAGAGAAGGGUCACUGCCGUCCGAGAGCAAAGCGCAGGAAGGGGAGGAGUGCGGUGGAGAGGGGCAGUUCUUUCCAUCGUCAGGAUAAGGUGGCAUUGGCCGGUGGCGACGACGUGCUACAUUCUGGGCCUGCCAAAGACGGGGAGGGUAAGGGACGAGGGGCUGUAGGCGCUAAGGGCGACAGUGAUGGGGAGCGCAAGGGACGAGGGGCUGUAGGCGCUAAGGGCGACAGUGAUGGGGAGCGCAAGGGACGAGGGGCUGUAGGCGCUAAGGGCGACAGUGAUGGGGAGCGUAAGGGACGAGGGGCUGUAGGCGCUAAGGGCGACAGUGAUGGGGAGCGUAAGGGACGAGGGGCUGUAGGCGAUAAGGGCGACAGUGAUGGGGAGCGCAAGGGACGAGGGGCUGUAGGCGCUAAGGGCGACAGUGAUGGGGAGCGUAAGGGACGAGGGGCUGUAGGCGCUAAGGGCGACAGUGAUGGGGAGCGUAAGGGACGAGGGGCUGUAAGCACUAAGGGCGACAGUGAUGGGGAGCGUAAGGGACGAGGGGCUGUAAGCACUAAGGGCGACAGUGAUAGGGAGCGUAAGGGACGAGGGGCUGUAAGCACUAAGGGCGACAGUGAUGGGGGGCGUAAGGGACGAGGGGCUGAAGUCACGUACAAGCGGCGCAAGGUGGUUGACACGGGCGGUCACGACAGAAAAAUGAGGAAGGCUCGCCAGGGACGGAAACGGUACGCUUCACCCAGAUCGUCGUCCGGUUCCGAGGAGGGAUCCAGCGACGGGGAAUCUGGUAGUUCAUCUGGCAGCGAAUAUGGGGACGAGGAGGAGGAGGAGGAGGAGGAGGAGGAGGAGAGUGAGGACCAAGAUCUGGAGCCGGAAAGCGAGGAGGCGGAUGAGGUGCGUCCCAAGAGAAAGGGGCGUGAUCGGAAGGCCAAGAAGGGCAUUCCUAAGAGGAACCGUGACAAGGGUCGGGACAAGGGCCGUAAGGGGCGCGACAGUCGUGGGAAAUCGCAUGGCAACAACGGUCGCCGGCGUGUGGUUUCCCAGGUUGUCCGUGUGCGCCCCAAAGUGAAGCCCGAGCCUGAAUUCUAUGCGGAGAUGGGAGUGAAAGCAACUGCUGCUCCUACUGGAUAUCUUGAUCGUAAAGACCAGACCCGAAGGAGGCGUGACGAUCGCGAGGACCCUUAUGCUGCUCUCAGAGGGCCAUCACUAAAUGCUGGGAAAGGAGCAGACCCGUUGCCUACAGGGUCAUGGCGUCAUAACAAGGAGGGAAAAGACCCACUUGCGAAGCGUCUCGAGACACGGGAUUCACCGGAUCUUGAUAAAGACGACUUUAAGCCCAAACGGUACGCUGACCCAACGGCCGCAGCAGCAAACGACGGUGUGGCAGGUGGGAUGUGGGCAAACACAUUGGGUGAUUGUGGCGGAGUUAUGGCUGGCUCUCCGUACGAUGAACGUGACGAAAGGGGCGACGACUACACCUGGAAAAGGGAUCCACACACGAACGAGGGGAGGGGUGAGAGCAUGUGCACGCCCGGUGCAUCUGGUCGUCUCAAUCCGGCUCGCCCCAAGACGGUGGAGCAGCUCACGCGAGAGCUUGAGCUAGCAAACAGCGAACUAGCAACCCUCAAGGCAAAACCAGCUUGCAAUGGCGUCAAAAACCGCGGACCCCCUUCCCAAGUUCCUCCUCUGGCACCUUUGGCGAGCGACCCAUCACCUGGGGGCCUCAGUCCCGAGGUAGCUGAUGAGAGCACCCCGACAGAGGGCCAGCCCAUUCGGCGCAGGCAUGGAAUGCCCACUCUCGAGAAACUGAGGCAUGUCGUUCCAAACCCCCUCUGCCUGCACUACGUCUGUUCUUGCUCAUUCGUAACCCCCUUGUGGCCGCAUAUGGCACACCAAGGUCUGCGCAUCCAUUUGCAGCCUGUUCCUCUUAUAGACGACGAUGGUUAUAUAUGCAUUGACCGACCGGUAGACAUGCGGCAAGAGUUGCUCGCCCAGAAGGAGAAGAUAUCAGUUAUCGAGGAUGACAUCCAGAUCCUGACGACCAAGAUCGAGUUUCUCCCCAUCAGCAAAGGCGUGACGUCAGACGAACUGGACGCAGGGGCGCGUCAUCACUUGGGUACCGUGGGUGACGCGCUGGGCUUGAAGGCGACACCUCGAAAACACACGAAAGCCGAUGACAUUGCAGAUCAAUGCGGCCAGCUGGAGCAGUUCAAUGCUUGCUAG
Molecule: messenger RNA, 2244 nt
Organism: Closterium sp. NIES-65
Lineage: Eukaryota; Viridiplantae; Streptophyta; Zygnematophyceae; Desmidiales; Closteriaceae
Source: the annotation of a GenBank genome assembly